Molecule: messenger RNA, 2816 nt
Organism: Ahaetulla prasina
Lineage: Eukaryota; Metazoa; Chordata; Lepidosauria; Squamata; Colubridae
Gene: FAAH2
Product: fatty acid amide hydrolase 2
Exons: 11
Coding region: 227-1858 (543 amino acids)
Source: RefSeq, a predicted model, not a curated record
CUGGAUUUCGAUGCGCGAUGCCGGCGUUUCUCCAUCUGCCGGCCGGCGCUUCGCUUGCAAGGGUUAACCGGGUGCCAGCCUUCCGCGGAGGUGGCUCAUCCCCGCCCUCCUUCUCCCCGCAGCUUCCCUGCCCGCCCUCCUGCCCUGCCCGCCGGGUUGCUCCUGGCUGGCUGGCUGGCUGGCUUUUGCUUCCCCAGCGGGUUUUUUUGCAGCAACGCCGGGCUCGAUGGCUUUGACCCGCGCCGAGCGCUGCCUGGUGCAGGUGCUGCGCUGCUUCUCGCGCGCCUUCCUGGCGCUGCUCAGCCUGGCGCUGCGCGUCUCCGCCCUGCUGCCCUGGAAAGCCCCGGGAGCCCGAGGAUCUCGCCCUGCGCGGCGCACCGUCCCGCCGCCCGGCCAGCCGCUGCUGCUCCUUUCCGCCGGGGAGCUGGCCAGGCGCAUCCGCCGUAGGGAGUUGAAGUGCAUUGAUCUUCUUGAAGCCUACAUUGAGAGGAUCAAGCAGGUGAACCCACUCAUCAAUGCGAUUGUUAAAGACAGGUUUGAGGCUGCCCUGCAGGAGGCAAAGGUUGUUGAUCAGCUGCUGUCUGACGGACAAGAAGAUGAAGAAUCACUCCAGAAAAAAUUCCCCUUGCUGGGCGUUCCUGUCACUGUCAAAGAAGCCUUUGCGUUAUAUGGGAUGCCCAAUUCCUCUGGGCUGGUUAACCGACGCAACCUGAUCUCCACCACGGACGCUAUUGUGGUAUCCCGGUUGAAGCAAGCAGGGGCGAUUCCCCUGGGGGUGACCAACUGCAGCGAGCUGUGCAUGUGGUUCGAAUCAAGCAACCGUGUCUACGGCCGAUCUAACAACCCCUAUAACCUCGACUGCAUUGUAGGAGGCAGCUCAGGAGGUGAAGGUUCCAUCUUAGCAGCUGCUGGUUCUGUGAUGGGCAUCGGCUCAGACAUCGGGGGCAGCAUCCGUAUGCCCGCCUUCUUCAAUGGGAUCUUUGGACACAAGCCCACCACAGGUGUGGUGCCCAAUGACGGCCAGUUUCCUGAUGCGGUUGGCAAUCGUACAAACUUCCUGUGCACCGGACCUAUGUGUCGCUAUGCGGAAGACAUGGAACUCCUGUUGAGAGUCAUGGCUGGAUCAAACAUUUCCAAACUGAAGCUGGAUGAUCCGGUAUCUUUGCAGAACAUAAAGUUUUAUUCCAUGGAACACGAUGGAGGCUCCAUUUUCCUUUUACCGGUCGAUAAAGAGAUUCUCCAAGCUCAUCGGAAAAUUGUGGCACACUUAGAGACGGACCUGGGGGUGAAGGUGGAGAAUGUGUCCAUCCGCAAAAUGAAAUAUUCCUUCCAGAUCUGGUCGGUUAUGAUGUCUUCCAAGAGCAGUAAUAAACAGGAAAAUCAAACCUUCAUUGAUUUGCUUGGAGACCACGGAAAACCAGUAUGGCCAUCAUGGGAACUGGUAAAAUGGAUGAUGAGACUUUCUUCUCACACACUUCCAGCCAUUGCACUAGGAAUAACGGAGAACUUCACGAAAUACAAUUCCAAGGCGAAAGCCAAGGUAGCAAGCAUGGCACAGAGCCUUCAAGCAGAGAUGGUGGAAUUACUAGGAGAGAACGGUAUCUUCUUAUACCCUUCACACCCUGUGCUAGCUCCCAAGCAUCACGCGCCUCUGGGCAUGCCCUUCAAUUUUGCCUACACAGCCAUCUUCAACAUUCUGGGCUUACCGGUGACGCAGUGUCCUCUUGGCUUGAGCAAGGACGGACUCCCUUUGGGCAUCCAAGUGGUGGCAGGACCCCAUAAGGACCACUUGACCUUGGCCGUGGCACAAUAUUUGGAGAAGGCCUUCGGUGGCUGGGUUCCCCCUGGCCAAUCCUAACACAAGUUUCCCCCUCCCCCACCCUCUACCCCGGGACCUGGAGACCAAAGAAGAAGAACGCUAUCUAUCCCCCGUCUGUGAAAUCUAGAGCUAGGUGUCUGGGCUUGAGGUCUCUGAAGGGCCGUGUCACUUUUCCUCGACAACCCGAGGGAAUAGACAUGGGGCCAUGAUUGUGUCCGCCAGGUUGGGUCGUUUACCCGCAAAGCCGAAGUGGCGGAGGAGUCAACUGGCUCUUCUCUUUGACUUCCUUGCUAGAUUUGUGGGAGGAGGAGGAGGAGGAGGAGGAGGAGGAGGAGAAUGUCUCAGAGCAAAGGAAGGCUGGGAGCAAAUGAUGGAUGUUGUAAGGCGAACCCUUUUUGCCCUUGGUUGGUAGAGUAGGACUUGGGUGUCCCCUGCUGCUGUUUCCUUUUUGUGGGGGGCUGCUUAGAAAAUAAUUUUAGACCAAGAGAGAUCUUGCAUUCCUCCGAUAGAAAGAACAAGAGAAACCAUGGUUCCCUUCUCGAUUUGCACCGAGAAAAAGCCCUGGGACCUUGGCUUUGCUUUACCUCUUCAUGGACUUCUACUCAACAUGGAGGUCAAUGUUGAUGACGUCAAUGGGAGAAGAACCUUUCAAGCCCAAUGAAAGACGUGUUGAUGGGCUCAAGAAAACCUCUGGUAUAGUCUGAUGUUUUCUCAGCGUUUCUGCCUUAGGCACCUCCUCCUCCUCCUUCUUCUGUAGCAAUCAGACGAACGUCCAUAGAACCAGGAGUCCAAGUCAUGCUUUAUGUCGGCAAAAGGACUUUAUCCUGUUUGAUGGUUGAUCCUUAACUGUGUUGCACGCACCACUUUUUGGAUUGGGGUGCCUGCGGUGGAAAACGGUGGUCCCGCCACUUGAUUUUUGUGGGGCCACUAGGGUGAAAUAUGUAUUGCUGUCCUGACAAAUCAAUAUAAUGUAAUGAAUGUAUUACCUGACCCUGGA